AUGGCCAAGACCUAUGAUUAUUUGUUCAAAAUUCUGCUGAUCGGUGAUAGCGGCGUGGGAAAGACGUGCCUCUUGUUUCGCUUCUCUGAGGACUCUUUCAACAAUUCGUUCAUAUCCACCAUUGGAAUUGACUUCAAAAUUCGAACCAUCGAACUGGACGGCAAGAAAAUCAAACUUCAGAUAUGGGACACUGCUGGACAGGAGCGAUUUCGAACCAUCACGACGGCUUACUAUAGAGGAGCAAUGGGUAUUCUGUUGGUGUACGACAUAACAAACGAGAAGUCUUUUGACAACAUCAAAAACUGGAUACGCAACAUUGAGGAGCACGCGUGCAGCGACGUCGAAAAAAUGAUACUUGGCAACAAGAGCGACAUGGAGGACCGGCGACAGGUAUCAAAGGAGCGAGGCACGCAGCUGUCCAUCGAAUAUGGCGUUAAGUUCAUGGAGACCAGCGCGAAAGCCAACUAUAACGUUGAAGCGGCGUUUUUUACCCUUGCUAGGGACAUCAAAGCUACGACGGAAAAGAACCUGGUAAUUUUUGUGGUCGCUUUGAAAAAUAGGAUCCGUGGAUCCGGAAGUUGUUUACAGCAUUUUUAUAGUCUUUGA
This is a messenger RNA of Soboliphyme baturini, 606 nucleotides long. Lineage: Eukaryota; Metazoa; Nematoda; Enoplea; Dioctophymatida; Soboliphymatidae. The record is from the annotation of a GenBank genome assembly.